UGUGUCAUUCUAGAUGGGCUGCAGUGAAUAGUCACCGGGCGAGAGAGAGAGAAAAAAAAACAGAUUGUUUAGAUUGUGGCUUUCAGCGUGAACAUCAGAUGAGCAGGCAACCAAUGAAACUGGAAAGGCUAGGUGGCAUCCAUUCCCUCCCAGCCAAUUGCAACCAUUUAAACGACGUACCAAAAAACGGCCAGCGACUUAGGUAAGCAGGCUCACUGAAAGCCCAUUGUCUUCAUCUGGUCCCUCCGGACGUGCCGAGCUUGAUGAAUUGUUGACUGGAAAUAGUCCGACACUAAAGGCGAUCGAAGAAGACCCGUUGUGAAAAUAUGACUGCUACCGAGAGGAAUUCUGUCCAAACAAGGCAACGAAACGCCGAGGAAAUGGCCGAAGCACCGCUGGUGGAUGAUGCUCUUGAUGAAUCUUACAAGGAGAAAGAGAAUCCGAGUUAUCCAAAGCAGAUAGUGUGGAGAAACGUUAUUCUGAUGACGUUACUUCACAUCGGAGCUGUUUAUGGGCUGAUCACCAUCACCUCCGCAUCUGCUUUAACCUUGCUGUGGUCAAGUGUGUGUUUCAUGAUGAGUGCUCUGGGGAUAACAGCAGGGGCUCAUCGACUCUGGAGCCACAGGUCCUACAAAGCUAAACUGCCGCUAAGAAUCUUCCUAGCCUUUGCAAACUCCAUGGCUUUUCAGAAUGAUAUCUAUGAGUGGGCUAGAGACCACCGCGCCCACCAUAAGUUUUCUGAGACCAAUGCAGACCCACACAAUGCUGCAAGAGGAUUCUUCUUUGCUCACAUUGGUUGGUUGCUGGUUCGUAAGCACCCAGAUGUGAUUGAGAAAGGAAGGAAGCUGGACCUCAGUGACCUCAAGGCAGACAGCGUUGUCAUGUUCCAGAGAAGGCACUAUAAGAUGUCUGUAGUGGUGAUGUGCUUCCUCGUCCCCACCUUGGUGCCCUGGUGCUUCUGGGGGGAGAGUUUGUGGGUGGCUUACUUUAUCCCGGGCCUGCUGAGAUACACACUGGUCCUUAACGCCACCUGGCUGGUGAACAGUGCUGCCCACAUGUGGGGUAUGAGGCCCUACGACAGCAACAUUAACCCCAGAGAGAACAAAUUUGUUGCCUUCAGUGCUGUAGGAGAAGGCUUCCACAACUACCACCACACAUUUCCUUAUGACUACGCGGCUAGCGAGUAUGGCAGUCGGCUGAACAUCACAAAGUCAUUUAUUGAUCUUAUGUGUUACUUUGGCCUGGCUCAGGACUGCAAGAAGGUGUCUCAUGACACAGUCAUGGCCAGGAUACAGCGCACUGGUGAUGGCAGUUACAAAAGUGGCUAAGUUAUUUAUGCUACUUCAGAAGCCAGAACAUGUGAUGAGA
Molecule: messenger RNA, 1368 nt
Organism: Colossoma macropomum (tambaqui)
Lineage: Eukaryota; Metazoa; Chordata; Actinopteri; Characiformes; Serrasalmidae
Gene: scdb
Product: stearoyl-CoA desaturase b
Exons: 6
Coding region: 327-1328 (333 amino acids)
Biological process (GO): unsaturated fatty acid biosynthetic process; response to fatty acid
Cellular component (GO): endoplasmic reticulum membrane
Molecular function (GO): iron ion binding; palmitoyl-CoA 9-desaturase activity; stearoyl-CoA 9-desaturase activity
Source: RefSeq, a predicted model, not a curated record